AUGAUAUGGGAAAUUCUGGAGGAAAUUCCCAUGGAAUCUUUAUUUUUGACUUGGGAUUCACUUCAGCUGAAGAUGCGUCUGUUUGUCGUCUGUGCGCUGCUGGUGUUCAGUUUUCCCUUCAUCAUUACUGAAGUUGUAGAUUCAUUCAGUAAAUGCAGUGAGUUUUUUCUAGAAGGAAAGCCUCCGGUGAUUCCUGGCAUUCUGAAGGAUUCGGUUUCACAGGAUAAUAACCGCUACAAACUGAUUUGUCAACGAUACAAGAACGCUUACAGAUUUGCUACCGUCUACGAUACAACAAAUAAGAUCCCUGUUUUCUCGGCAUACAGAUAUACUGGGUUCAAGAAAGGAAGGCCACAUAUUCGAUGGAUGAUCGAGCCACAGCUUGAAACUUCAGGUGUUCAGAUGAGUGUACGACAUGUUAAUCAGGCGUAUACAGAAGACUACCGUAAAUGGUCUAGACUGGAUCGCGGUCACUUAUUUCCCAAUGGCCAUGCAGCGAAUAAAGACAUUGCUGAAUCUACAUUCACCCUGACCAAUGUUGUACCACAGUAUAAAAGCUUUAAUGGUGGUAGCUGGAGCCGCAUGGAGAACGAUGUUAGAGAUAUAAUGGAAUCUGACUGCCCAAAAAAUCGUCCUGCCUAUGUACUGACUGGAGCUGUGGCCAAUCAAGAACAUUACUUGAAUCAAAAAGUUAACGUUCCCACACACAUGUGGAACGCAUUCUGCUGCUAUAAUGACAAGACAAACGCAUGGGUAUCUCGAGCUCACUGGGCUGAAAACAAAGACGAGAGUGAAGAUAAAAAGAAGAAAAUCCCUGAAAAAACACUGAAGGAAUUACUGCAGUUUCUGGAGGAGAAAUACAAGUCAGAAGUCACACUGUUCAACAAAUGUUUGGAUAACUGA
Molecule: messenger RNA, 903 nt
Organism: Danio aesculapii
Lineage: Eukaryota; Metazoa; Chordata; Actinopteri; Cypriniformes; Danionidae
Product: endonuclease domain-containing 1 protein
Exons: 3
Coding region: 1-903 (300 amino acids)
Molecular function (GO): hydrolase activity; nucleic acid binding; metal ion binding
Source: RefSeq, a predicted model, not a curated record